This is a messenger RNA of Drosophila elegans, 960 nucleotides long. RefSeq lists its product as uncharacterized. Lineage: Eukaryota; Metazoa; Arthropoda; Insecta; Diptera; Drosophilidae. The coding region runs from base 116 to 829 and encodes 237 amino acids. The record is from RefSeq and is a predicted model, not a curated record. The transcript has 2 exons.
ACUUUUCUGUCAAUGUCGGUAUAAAUUGGUAAUUAUUUUUGUAUGAACAAGUGUCUUAAUCACAACGUUUAGAUCUCUAAAUAAAUAAGUGACAUCCAAAUUUUGAAGUGCAGUCAUGAAGCGAAUGUGCUCGGGAAAGUCAAGUAACAUAAGGUCGUCGAAUACGUCCAUGGACUCACUGAAGUUUGUGAAAUCCGCCCAGUCCAAAUCUGCUUUGAGUUCCCCGUUUCGGGUGGAAAAAGCCAAGAAUAUGGCCAAGACUGCUUCAGCUCGCUCUGAUCUAUCAGCUCCUAAAGUUUCCGAGAAGACAACGGAGAAAUCGACAUCAGAGCAGCUGAAAUCUAAUUCAAGUCAAGGAAUUAAAAUAGUACUGGAUAAAUCAUGUAUUUUGGAGAAAGUCCUUAAUAAGACAAAGUCCAAAACAAUAAAGGGCAUUACUCCAACUACAGAUUCCUCCAGAAAAUCGGCACCCAACCGGAAUACUGUUUCUAAACUGUGUACUAGAGCCCAACAGUUCCACAUUCCCCUAAGGAGCUCGAAUACAGUUACCAGCCGAAUGUACCGAUCCUCCGGCUCCGGAGUAUUCCACUACCACCUGUCCCACUUGGAGGAGUCCAGGUUUGGCCAAAGUCGGGUCUUUCCCAUGAAAUCGGUGCCGGCGGCCGAGCUUCAACUACUGAGGAAUGGCCAGCGGAUCAGCUACCUGGAGAGGCGGUACGAACGCAGUCCGGACGACAAGUACAACUAUCCGGAGGCGACUAGCUGGCGAUAUGGCUGGUUUCAUCGGGAGUCCGAUCCCUUCCAGAAACGAGUACCCAGACGGGAUUAGAUGAACCUUCCCAGCACUCAGUCCUGUCAAAUUUUCUCGUCUUAAAUGUCGCUUUAAAAAUGUGUCUAUAUAUUUAAGACAAAUAUCUUUUAAACGAGGUUUUGGUAAUAAUAUAUUUUUAAAACUUUAAA